Astyanax mexicanus (Mexican tetra) is the source of this 1029-nucleotide messenger RNA. RefSeq names its product mitochondrial translational initiation factor 3 (gene mtif3). Gene Ontology annotation, cellular component: mitochondrion. Lineage: Eukaryota; Metazoa; Chordata; Actinopteri; Characiformes; Acestrorhamphidae. Gene Ontology annotation, biological process: ribosome disassembly; mitochondrial translational initiation. The record is from RefSeq and is a predicted model, not a curated record. The transcript has 4 exons. Bases 93 to 992 code for a protein of 299 amino acids. Gene Ontology annotation, molecular function: translation initiation factor activity; ribosome binding.
UUGUGCGCGUCCGUCAGUCUGGCCCCUGCAAUGUUUAGUGUUUAGAGGAGUCUGAGAAUAGCGCGCGUGGAGCUCCGCACUGCACACGCAGGAUGUCUCUGGGUUGUCUGAGGUUGGCACUGUGCCAUGCGGUGCGGGCACUACACCAGCCUGUUUGCUCCAGCAGCCCAGCAUCUCUCCUGCUGCCACCCUGCAGACCCCUGGGCGGGUACCUGAGUGCGUACCUGGGCGUGGCCCUGCAGCAGUGGAGCCGGUUCUGCACAGAAGCAGGGGGCCCUGAGGGGGGCGUGGCCAUCAAACCCCAGAAGAAGAAACACAACCCGAACGCCAGGGUAACCAUCGGCAGCGUGGGCCGGAGGAUCUUCCAGCCCCGCGUGCAGCUGCUGGGCGAGGAGGGGGAGGAGCUGGGCGUGGUGCAGCGGCAGGAGGUUCUGAAGAUGAUGGACGACAGCGGUCUGAAACUGGUGGUAGUAAACGAGCGCUCGAACCCACCGGUGUACCGACUCAUGACCGGAAAACAGAUCCACGAAGAGCAGGUGAAGCUGAAGGAGAAGCAGAAAUUCAAAACUACAGGUAGUGUCCAGGUGAAAGAACUGACUCUAUACUCAGGUAUUGCCUCACAUGAUCUGGAGAAUAAACUGAAGCAGGCAGCGAGCUGGCUGGAGAAAAAACAUCACAUCAAACUGACUCUGAGAGCAAAGCAUGGCUCCAGCAGUGAGACAGCUUUGAACACAGUUCUGGACCAGAUGGUGGAGAAGAUCUCUGUACCCGUGGGAUUUGUGUCGACAUCCAGACUGAUAAGCGAGGGUCGAGCUGCUACUUGUAUCCUGCGCCCGCCGUCCGCCAAGGAACUGGCCAAAGCAGCAAAACAGAGAACCCAGAACCCCACAGAACCACCCCGACCAGAACCACCCCGACCAGAACCGGGCAUAACCGAGAGCACUGCCUCCACCUCAGUGCCUGGACCUCCAAAAGACUCAGAGCAGCAGUAAAAUAAACACUCAAUAAAGCAGCUUUUCAUACAGAAAA